Molecule: messenger RNA, 855 nt
Organism: Colletotrichum orchidophilum
Lineage: Eukaryota; Fungi; Ascomycota; Sordariomycetes; Glomerellales; Glomerellaceae
Product: methyltransferase
Exons: 2
Coding region: 1-855 (284 amino acids)
Source: RefSeq, a predicted model, not a curated record
AUGAACGAAAUGCAAGUCGCAAACAGCCAAAUCGUCAUGGGGGACAAGAGCAAGGCGGCUCCGUGGUACUCCAACGAGGUCCAUAUCUCCCCGGAGGCGCGCAAGAUGCUCGAGGAGUACGCCAACGUCCCACCAGACGAGGUCAGGGACCACAUCGCCACCAUGCGCGACAACAUCUGGGAAGUGUUUCCCUACCCAUGCAUCGGCGAGUUCCACUUCCUCGACUUCAAUCUAUCCCAUCGGCCGGGGUACCCGCAGAUGCUCGCGCGCCUCCAGGAGCCGGACGCGCGGCACCUCGACAUUGCCUGCUGCGUUGGGCAGGACCUGCGACGCCUAGUGUACGACGGCGUGGACUCGUCCAAGAUUGUGGCCAUUGAGCUGGAGCAGGGCUUUAUCGACGCCGGGUACGAGCUCUUCCGCGACAGGGGCAAGCUCGAGACGCGCUUCCUCAACGCGGACAUGCUGGACGACGGAGACACGAGGCUCGACGCGAUGGAGGGCUCGUUCGACACGGCGCACCUGGGUCUGUGUCUGCACCUGUGGACGAGGGAGAAGCAGAUGGUUGUGUUGAGGAGAGUUAUCAGGUUGCUAAAGCAGGAGCCCGGGGUGAUGAUCUUGGGCCACGCUACGGGUCACGUUGACGGGGUUGAGCUGGCGGGUGUACACAACAAGCCUUCGCUGAGACACAACCUAGAGACAUGGGAGAAGAUGUGGGCCGAGCUAUCGGAGCAGACUGGGACCAAGUGGGAGCUUAGGACUGAGUUCUCUGAGCAGCUUCAUAACUGGGAGGUUGUGAGGGACCGCCAGUGGGGUAAGGACUUGCGUUUUGUCGGCUUCGAGCUUACGAGAAAGUAA